This is a messenger RNA of Pectinophora gossypiella (pink bollworm), 1802 nucleotides long. RefSeq names its product non-structural maintenance of chromosomes element 1 homolog (gene Nse1). NCBI's taxonomy places the organism in Eukaryota, Metazoa, Arthropoda, Insecta, Lepidoptera, Gelechiidae. Gene Ontology annotation, cellular component: nucleus; Smc5-Smc6 complex. The record is from RefSeq and is a predicted model, not a curated record. The transcript has 6 exons. The coding region runs from base 88 to 1032 and encodes 314 amino acids. Gene Ontology annotation, biological process: DNA damage tolerance; double-strand break repair via homologous recombination. Gene Ontology annotation, molecular function: ubiquitin-protein transferase activity.
UUGAGUUUGGGUUUUCGGCGGGAUGUGUGUUGAGUAGGUAUUUUCAUUAGAAUCACACAUUAUUUUGUAAUAAUAUCAAGCUUCAAAAUGACUUACAACUGCACACACAGGUUUCUCCUCAGAUCCUUAGCUAGUCGGGGAGUUAUGUCGUAUGCCGAAACUGAGCAGGUACUGGCGUCCUUUGCCGGCGGUGAAAACGAGAACUCACAACUAGAAGUCUCAGCCUUGAUACAUGAAAUUAAUGACCAAAUAAGACCCUUUCAACAAAACAUCAAAAUAACCAAUGAUGAACUGACAAAUGAAAAAGUCAUCAUAUUCCUCUCAUUGGGCUAUGAUGAUGCUACAAAAGCACAUAAUGUGUUCUCUCCUAACGAAUUGGAGUUCUUCAGAUUGCUCAUUGAGAGUAUUAUGACAACGGAGGCCAGACAGAUAACUGGAAUACAUGCACUCAAUAUAGUUGGUCAAAUGAAGGGGACACUUACGAAAACCGAUGCCCAGAAACGUCUCAACAUCUGGUGUCAAAUGCGGUAUCUAGACAAAGACGGCGAUAACUACGCUCUAGGAGUAAGAGCUAUCCAUGAGUUUGAAGGCUACCUGAGACAAAACAUGCCUGACACAAUUGAGGAGUGUUGUCUGUGCAAGCAAAUUGUUUUCAGAGGCUACAACUGCCCAGCAUGUGCGAAGGCAGUCCACACACUGUGCCUCAACCGGUACUUGGAGAAAGUGCAGAAGUGGCCAUGCUGCAAGGAAGACUUCAAUGCUUCGCAAAUUGAGAGGCUUCAGAGUGAAGACCCCACUGACACAAGUGACACAGACAUUACACAAAGUGAGAAUCAACAGACAACAGAGAUGGGAAACACAUCAAGCGGAAAGCUAACACAGAGCCAGUUGCAACUACCGUCGCCGACGCCCGACAACGCGGUCGUCGAGCCAACAAUCGGUCUAGAAGAUUCUGAAGAGAUGGAGGCGACACAAGAAGUUAUACCGGAGGUGUCGCAGCGACUCCCGAGGAAGAGGAAGCGCCUACCUUAGUGGUACCUAUUUUGUAUUUCAUUCCACGGAGCAGUAAGAAAGAAGAGUAGGUAACAGGUGGGUUAAAAUGGCCACAUCGAAGCAAGAAAGCAAUAUUGCUAUUUGACAUUUGUUUGCAUUGCGCACUUACUUUUAUGUGCGCAAAUGUCAAAAUGUAAUAUUGCUUUCUUAGAUGAAUUACUUCGAUGUGGCCAUUUUAACCCUCUAGUUCUAUUCGCCAAGGAAAAUUUGGCGACAUGGUUACUUACCAAUAGGUGAGAUUUUGCCUAAAGGCGAAUCUCUAGUAAAAAAUAUGAUAAUUUACCAUGGCAAUAUAAAUGAGGCAAGUCCAGCCCCUUAUUAAGCCUGAUUGUUCGGAACGGAGAUACAUUCAUUCGCCUCUUUUUUCUUAUUGCUCCCUGAUUUCAAUUUAUAAGUAGAGUAGGUAGAUUUCGCUAAGUUGUAGAUGCGAUUUGGCUACGCGUAGAAAUUGUUUUGAAAUGACUUAUGUAUGUGACAUAAUAUCAAUUUUGUUUCUAUUAGUUUGAACACUCAUUUUUGCGGGGUCAAAGAGAUAUCCAUUCUUCUGGAUGACAAAAUAAAUCUUUUUGUAUUCCAAAACUAUCAUUCAGUGCAUUUCAAAAUGUUUCUGGUAACAGGUAUAAGAUUUAAGUUUGUAACAGUAACGAUUUUCUAUUGCAUUUUGUUGUUGCAUUUGUAAGCUAGGCCUUUGUUGAUUGUGAUAAAUGAUAGCGCAGGAGAUUAAGAAAUAAACACAUUAUUUUAUGCAG